CCCACAGUAGACCUGCUAGAAAGAUGGCCAAAGAGGAUCUCUCCCCGGACAGGGAAGAAAGUGAAACUAUUUAUAAGGAGUUCAAGAAAUUAAGGAAAACACUGGAUGCAUGUGCUCGGUUUGUGGGCUACGAGGUCACCAUUCCCACCUUUAAGAUGAACUGGAGGUCCUAUGCCAUUAUUGCCAUUUCCGUAGUCUUUGUGAUGGGAUCAUUUUACACUAUUUAUGAGGGAUUGUUCAUUGGCGGGGAUUGGAUGGUGCUUUUGCAGUGUACUUGCCAGGCCGGAGCCGCAUUCCAGUCCAUCGCCAAGAUAAUUUUUUAUAUAAAAGAUCGCCGAUUUCUUUGGGAGAUUCUGGAUAUAUUGGACGCCACCUACGAGCACGAGAGAUGCGGGGAACACUAUAAAAGGUGCUUGCAAGAGGACUUCCAGCUCAUCAAGCUGUGGAUGAAAGGAUUCGGAAUAUUAUACUGCAUUGUAGUCUUAUUAUGCGUUUUGUUUCCUCUAAUCUACUACAUCCUGUAUAAGAAAAAGCUGUUGAUGAUGACAUUUCUAGUGCCUGGCAUGAAUCCGGACACCACAUAUGGAUACUCUCUCCUCACCUCCUUUCAUUUCGGGUGCAUGGUGUGCGGAGGCGUGGGAAACUAUGCCGCCGAUAUGUAUUUGUUGUUCUUCAUUUCGUCGGCUCCGGUCUCAAAGAACAUCCUGCGCUGCAAGCUUCAUGAUCUAGAUGUCAAGCUAGAUGCUUUCAAAUCCCACAACCAAAUCAGUUCUCAAGAAAUCCGCGAGGAUAUGGUCAAAAUUGUCACAUGGCAUCAGAAAUAUUUGAGAGUUCUUGAGUGCUCGGAACGCGUCUUUUUUGUGAUUAUUUUUGUGGAGAUUGUGGCCUGUUGUGUGAGCAAUCUGUCUCUUCUGUACUGCAUUCUGAGAGGCGACUGGCCGUCGGCAAAGGUGUACAUCUUCUACUCAAUCAGCACAUUCAUGAUGUACUGCACCCUCGGGACCAUUGUCGACAAUUCGAACUUGGACUUCAUGGAUAUCGUUUAUAAUUUCCGUUGGUACGAUUUACCUCUUUCCGAGCAGCGGAUCAUGCUCUUCAUGCUCCGGCGAUCCCAGGCCACCAGCGGGCUCUCGGUGGGAAAAAUGAUGCCCCUUAAUAUGCAGACCGCCUUGCAGCUUUCUAAGUCCACGUACACGGUCCUGAUGAUCUUGCUCCGGGGCAAGGAGACUGUUGAUUAAUUUUAGCUCUUUGUCUAAUGAACUUGCCGCCUAAGAAUUUAAUAAACAGCCCCGCCACUUUUUAUGGGCACACACAAAAAACAUAAUGUCUGUUCGGCCACAGACCGUGGAAAAUAGUAGAGGAAAGAAAAAAAAGGCGGUCAAUGUAAAUGAGGGAAAAGUAUGAAAAAGCAUCGUUGGUAAGUUGUAAAAAUUGUCUUUUAAUGCCGCGCAAAUCCAGCAGAUUGCCACGUAGUGCUAAUAAAAUAAAGUUAUGUCCGGGCAUAAAGAACAGAAGCCCCGCACACCAAAAUAGUGUGCCACACCACCUCAGCAAGGAACACAGAAAAUAAUAAUAUCCACCGAAAUCCACAAAAAAUGGCGUUGAAAAUUGAGUGCGCGGGCGCAGGACGAAAUCAUAGGAUGGUUGAUUGGGAGGGGGGCUGUGAGGGGUCGGUAAACGCAUCAUUAAUCAAAUGUCCGAAGCGUAAGCACCGUUAUUCAUCAUUGCUUAUGGAUAAGGUGCCCCUGCCCAGCUCUUUGCAUCUUCUACGUCCUCUGGAAGCCCCACUUCAUCCCCUCAAAGGCAGAGGCGAGUCCUUAAGAAAAACCUCAUGAGUUGCCAUAUUCUUUUGAAGCUUUUUUGGGGCGAU
Molecule: messenger RNA, 1870 nt
Organism: Drosophila ananassae
Lineage: Eukaryota; Metazoa; Arthropoda; Insecta; Diptera; Drosophilidae
Product: odorant receptor 67d
Exons: 3
Coding region: 24-1238 (404 amino acids)
Biological process (GO): detection of chemical stimulus involved in sensory perception of smell; sensory perception of smell
Cellular component (GO): plasma membrane
Molecular function (GO): odorant binding; olfactory receptor activity
Source: RefSeq, a predicted model, not a curated record